AAGAUUUGCAGUCACUGGCCAAAGACUUUUUUGACUUGGGUGACUUAAGAACGCCGCCUCAAGUUGUCUUUUGUGGGGCUGCCCCCAGAUUUUGUUUGUUUCGCUGUAGCACGGCACCCCCAGGCUUCGAGGGCGGUAAUGGCCAACUCGGGCCUGCAGUUGCUGGGCUUUUCCUUGGCUUUGCUGGGCUGGGUGGGCCUGGUGGCCUGCACCGCCCUGCCGCAGUGGCAGGUGAGCUCCUACGCGGGCGACAACAUCAUCACGGCCCAGGCCAUGUACAAGGGGCUGUGGAUGGACUGCGUCACGCAGAGCACGGGCUUGAUGACCUGCAAAAUGUACGACUCGGUACUCGCCCUGCCCGCGGCCAUGCAGGCCACUCGAGCCCUGAUGGUGGUAUCCCUGGUGCUGGGCUUUCUGGCCAUGUUUGUAGCUACCAUGGGCAUGAAGUGCACACGCUGUGGGGGAGAUGACAAAGUGAAGAAGGCCCGUGUAGCCAUGACUGGAGGCAUCGUUUUCAUAGUGGCAGGUCUUGCUGCCUUGGUAGCUUGUUCCUGGUAUGGCCAUCAGAUUGUCACAGACUUUUAUAACCCCUUAAUCCCCACAAAUAAUAAGUACGAGUUUGGUCCUGCUAUCUUUAUUGGCUGGGCAGGAUCUGCUCUGACCCUCCUGGGAGGUGCGCUGCUCUCUUGUUCCUGUCCUAGGAGUGAGAGCAAAACCGGGUACCUUGCACCCCGCUCUUACCCUAAGUCCAACUCUGCCAAGGAGUACGUGUGAGCUAGGAGCCCCCUUGCCCCAGCCUGACAGGCUAUGGGUGUGCCUGGAUGCCUGAAAGGGUCUGGGGCAGAUUUCAGCCUGUGGGCAGGGUGCAGGACAAAGGCUUCUUCAUCCCUGCACACCAUGUACAGUUCUCCAGGGGGUCGGGUGGGGAAGACAAAAAGAGGGGAGGGUGUGCUUUUUGUACAGUAAUAAAAAAGUUUUGGAAAG
Messenger RNA from Carlito syrichta (Philippine tarsier), 984 nucleotides. It is a transcript of the gene CLDN7, whose product is annotated as claudin 7. Gene Ontology annotation, biological process: bicellular tight junction assembly; cell adhesion. NCBI's taxonomy places the organism in Eukaryota, Metazoa, Chordata, Mammalia, Primates, Tarsiidae. Bases 139 to 774 code for a protein of 211 amino acids. The transcript is spliced from 4 exons. Gene Ontology annotation, molecular function: structural molecule activity. The record is from RefSeq and is a predicted model, not a curated record. Gene Ontology annotation, cellular component: plasma membrane; bicellular tight junction.